AUGAGCGAGUCCGUCCCGAAGCAGAGGGGCCCCGCUGAGCUCGACGAGCAGAUACUCAAGGAUCCCAACUGUCCUGUGCGAUUCGUGUCCAGGCAUGACGGGCGUGAAGGGCGGCAGCUCGACCAUGGCUUUCAGAGCCUCGGCGACUACUGGCUGCAAAAGUCGGAGCAGUAUGGUGAGAACGACUACGUGGCCACGGAGCGCCACCGCGCGACGUAUGCAGACGUGCGCCGUGCAUCAACAGUUCUGGCUCAUGGCCUGCAGCGCAAGUACCGUGUCCAAGCCGGCGAGCGUGUGGCGAUUGUUUCGCGCAACACGAUCGAGUUUGUCACCAUCUUUUGGGCGCUGCAGCUCGUCGGGGCUGUGGCGGUGCCGAUCAAUGGGUUCCAGACGCCCGACGUGAUUGCCGCGUGCGUCAACAUGGUCGGCACCAAGCUCGCGUUUGUCGACGACGGCGCGUGGAAGGCGCUGCGGGAGCACUUUGGCGCCAUGUUCGAGGGCUCGGCACACGACCGUGCGGACGAGCCGCGCCUCGAGCAUGUGAUUGUCGUGGCAGGUCGCGACGUGAGUGCGCUUCCCCCUCGCUCGGAGCGCCCGUGGAUCGCCGGCCGCCAUGCCGACGUGCGUAUCCACGACUGGGACGACGUCAUGGGGAGCUGGCAGCAGUACGAGUCCGCGCCGCCGCCCGACGUGCGCGGCAUCUCGCUCGAUCGCCCUGCGCUGAUCAUGUUCACGUCCGGAACGACGUCACUGCCGAAAGCGGUCGUCUCGACGAACGACCAAGUCAUCUCGUCCCUUUUUGUCAGUGCCUGGAGCGUGAUCCGUACGAUUUUCUCGCUCCUCGGCAUGUUGCCGCCGCCUGGCAGCAUGCCGAAGCGGCGUGCGCUGUGCAUGAUCCCCCUCUUUCAUGUGAUGGGACUGCAUAGCGUGUUGAUUAACUGCACGCUCAGCGGCGACGCGUUUGUAAUGAUGUACAAGUUCGACGUGUCGCUGGCGACGAUGUUGAUCAAGCGCGAGCAGGUGACGAGCCUCAUUGGCAUUGGUUUCAUGGUGCGCGAGAUUAUCAAGAGCGGUGCAGACCUCCCCUCUCUCUCGGGCUUCUUUGUCGGCGGCGCCUCGUCCCCUUCGUCGCUCCCAGGCGAGGCGCAGCGCGUCGGCGAGAUCACAGGCGGCAACGGCUACGGUCUGACCGAGACCAACUCAGGCGUGCUGCUGAACGUCGGCCCGUCGUACGCCGCGCGCCCUGCGUCGGUCGGCAUCCCCCCGCCGAUGGUUGAUAUCCGCAUUUGCGACACGAGCACCGGCCAGUUCCUCCCCACGGGUGCGACUGGCGAGCUGCUGAUCCGUGCGCCGAAUGUCGCGCUCGGCUACUACAAGGAUGAGAAGGCGACACGCGCCGCCUUUCGCGACGACGGCUUCUUUUGCACGGGCGACAUUGCUAUGCAGGACACCGAUGGGUCCGUCUAUAUUCUCGACCGAGCCAAGGACCUGAUUGUGCGGGGUGGAGAAAAUAUCAGCUGCUCGGUCGUGGAGCGCGCGCUGCUGAACGACACGCGCGUGCGCGACUGCGCCGUGCUCGCCCUCCCCGACGAGCAGCUUGGCGAGCGUGUCGCGGCGAUCUGCGUCGUGGGCGCCGACAUGCGCGGCAAGGAGCAGGAACUCGUGAACCUCGCCUCGACCUCGCUGCCUCGCCACGCUGUCCCCGAGUACGUCUGGCUCGUAUACAAGGAGCUUCCCCGUACCGCCACCGGCAAGGUCCUCAAAACCACACUCCGCCAAGAGCUCGCGGCGCACGUCGCCGCCGAACAGGCCGCCGGCGCCUUCCGCCUCCUCCACCACCGCGGCCAUUUGUAG
Molecule: messenger RNA, 1854 nt
Organism: Malassezia japonica
Lineage: Eukaryota; Fungi; Basidiomycota; Malasseziomycetes; Malasseziales; Malasseziaceae
Exons: 3
Coding region: 1-1854 (617 amino acids)
Biological process (GO): fatty acid metabolic process
Molecular function (GO): medium-chain fatty acid-CoA ligase activity
Source: RefSeq, a predicted model, not a curated record